Messenger RNA from Venturia canescens, 2227 nucleotides. RefSeq lists its product as uncharacterized. The record is from RefSeq and is a predicted model, not a curated record. NCBI's taxonomy places the organism in Eukaryota, Metazoa, Arthropoda, Insecta, Hymenoptera, Ichneumonidae. The coding region runs from base 142 to 1479 and encodes 445 amino acids. The transcript has 4 exons.
CGCCGAAGGUGCAAGCCGAAAAGUAUCGCUGCAAUCGAGUGCAAAGUGGUUUUGACAGUUUUAUUUCUUCGUAGUGGAAACUCGUAGUAAUAUGUGCGAUUUUUUAAUUAUAACAGUGUGAGACGAGUGCUGUUGACUACGAUGGCAACGAGCUGGAAAUUCGUCGUUUCAACUUUGUUGACGAUUCUGUCGUCCUCGUCGGUUAUCCCAAUGAUUUCAUCGAGCUCGACUUCCGCCCUGGGAAACUUGGAUCGAUGUGGGGGCCGGUUGGAACGAGCUUUGGAUGCUCUUCAGAGAGAUUCACCUCGAAGAAAUCGACUCGAUGAGGAAGAAGCUGGGAUCGUGUACCAACAAAAACUCUCGUCAGCACCUUUCGAAAUGACCGUCUCCCGGAUCGCAGUCAAGCUUCCUCAGGAUUCUCGGAAUCACGGUGAACAUUGGGCACGCGUGGAAAGAUGUUCUUACGAGCCGAAAAGCAACGCUCUCCAGACGCGAGUGAUGUUCAACGAUUUGUCAGUUUCCGGUGUAAUAUCACUUUUACCAAGAGACAAUCAAGCUCCGAUCUCAGCUGAAUCCUGCCGAAUGAGCUUACGUCUCAGACGAGCUGGCAUCGAAUUUUAUACGAAUCCCAUAGCUCGGGGACGCGGACAAAUGAGAAUAAGGACCGAGUCGAGCUUUCUGGAGCCAAGAUUUGCCUCGAUAUAUGCUUACGGCUGCAGACCAACGAGAACUGAUAAAGAAAUCAAAAGAUACGACAAAUGGCCACAAACUCAUCAGAAUAAGUACCAGCAAUCACCAUCAGUAAGUCAAUUAUCAAUCGAAGAGCCGUACGAAGCUCCUGAGCCCCGUGAAAUAGCUGGUCGCACGAAGGAAGAGGACGUAACAAUAGCAAACGAGGAAACGAGGGCCCGAGCGCUCUCCGAUUCUGACGUGAAUUUGGGUAUUUGGCGUAAAAACAUUUGGGUGACGAAAAUUCCACGGCGAAGAAGACGGAGAAGGUCGAUCGCCGAAAAUGAUCCAGGACUGAACAAUUCAACGGCGGAAGCUUCAAAUUACUUUCUGCGUUCACUGGUGAAAGAUGUGGCAAAAAAAACGUCCUCGAACUCGACGAAAUCUGUAAAAAAAAUGGAUGCCUUGAAACACGAGGAUGAAAACGAUACGUUUGAAAACUUGGGGGAAUCGAGAUUGAAAAAUAGCCUCAAAAGAGAAACAACGCUUUCCCAACUUCUUUAUCAGCCCGUUGCCGAUCGUCAAGAACGAGAAUUUCCCGAAAAUGAUUUUGAUCAAUCCUUGUCCGACGAAGACCUCGCUGAACGAAACGAUCAUUGGCUCUCUCGCGAAACUAUCGCCACCGAAAUGGAAGACGUUUUUCUUCGUGGUGCUAGCCAAGCUCUCACUAGAUACAUCGAACGCGAACUCCAUCCAGCGAUCAAAGAAACCCUCAUGUUAUCCAUGGGCUACACUAUUAGUUAUGGAUAAUUCCAAAAAGAAAUAGAAAGCUGAAAAGACAAUAAAAAAGAUUAAGGCAUUGCUUCAGAAAUUUUUAACAAUUGAUUUUUCUGUUAUUGACUAAUGAUUACUUUCGUGAAUACUUGAAAAGUGGACGUAAUUUCGGUGGAUAAAAAAAUGACGAUUUUUUCGAUUGUUUAUUUUUGAGUAGUUCACUCCAUUCGUUUGGAAGAGUAGUGAAAAAUAAUCGGGAAAAUCAACUUUUUCAUUGCCAAAAUGACGAAGAGUAAGAAAGUUUCUAUACACCCAGUCUUUUCACAGACUUCAAAUCGUUCAGUCAAUCUAGAGCUCCGAACACUUUUCGCUAAUCAUGAGAGCUGCAAAAUUACCAAAGUUAGACAAAAACCUGAUAUGUCCAAGCAAUUGAAAUUGUAGUUAGAACGAUCGGUAGAUUAUUCAAUUGCGCCUGAAUCGUGAUUCAUUUGUUCGAAAACCUUUAAAAAGCUUUUGGUUUUUGUUACCCGCUACGUUUCGAUGAGUCAAUGUGAGAACAAAAAUUUGUAUUUGUUCGUUUAUAAGAAUAUAUUUAUAAUUUAUUAUUUAUCACAAAUUAUUCUAAUCCUAGGUUUGCCGAUUGAAGGAAUAUAAGUAAAGCUUAUUAUAAACAUGUUACUAAAUGUAAUCAGUACGUAGGCAAUCUUGAUUUUGUGAUUCAAGAAGAUUUAUACGAAUGUUAACUGUUGAUUUUACUAAUAAAAAAGGAUAAUUUUCAGUCCAA